AUGGUGGUAGCUGCUGGCUCCAAGUUCAAUUUGAGAAGAGGGAACAGUGGUUCCUGUUCUUCUCAUAAUGUUGUUAUCAAUGACUAUAAUAAUAAUAGUAAUAACUGUGAUGGAGAGUUUUCUAGGAUUAAUAAAAGUGGUUGCUUUUCAUCAAUGGUGGAUGUUGUUGAUAAAGACUCUUCUUGUGUUUCGUUCACUACCUUUAAUAUCCUUGCUCCUAUUUACAAACGGAUUGAUCCACAGAAUCAAGGACUUAGAGAAAGUGAUUUCAGAUCAUUUUGGUUGGCUAGGAAUCAAAGGAUUCUUGAUUCAUUGCUUUCUGAAUCUUCUUCUAUUAUGUGCUUACAGGAAUUUUGGGUUGGAAGUGAAGAACUAGUUCACAUGUAUGAGAAGAGACUUGGGGAUGCUGGCUACCAACUCAUUAAGCUUGCUCGAACCAACAACCGUGGAGAUGGUCUGCUGACUGCUAUACACAAAGAACGUUUAAGUAUCAUAAAUUAUCGAGAAUUGCUUUUCAAUGAUUGCGGUGACCGUGUUGCUCAGUUGUUACAUGUUCGAUCAGUUAAUCCCAUUUUACAAAACCAAAAAUACAGUGUUCACCAAGAGUUUCUGAUUGUGAAUACACACUUGCUUUUUCCUCAUGAUUCAAGUCUGUCUAUAGUGAGAUUGGACCAGGUUUAUCAAAUAUUACAAUAUGUGGAAUUGUAUCAGAGAGAAAACAGGCUCAAACCGCUGCCUAUUAUUCUAUGCGGCGAUUGGAACGGAAGCAAGCGUGGACAUGUUUACAAGUUCCUUAGGUCGCAGGGUUUCGCAUCAUCAUAUGAUAUUGCGAAUCAGUAUACUGAUAGUUAUGCAGAUGCACACAAGUGGGUUAGUCACAGAAAUCAUAGAGGAAAUAUAUGUGGUGUUGACUUCAUUUGGCUUUGUAAUCCUAACCAAGCGCGUAAACCCUUGAAAACAAGUUGGGCUGAAGCUGUAUUUAGUAUACUAAAGUUCCAGCUUCGGAAGGUAUUAUUGUCUGAAGAUGACGCAUUUACCUUUUUGAAAGGUGACAACUCUGCUGAUUCCGUUAAAGCAUUUACCUUUUUGAAGGGCAACACCUGUGUUGAUGCUGUUACGUAUGUUAGGUUCUCUGAAGCACUCCGCCAGGUUAAGUUGAUUGGUGUGCCUUAUGGACUAUGCUUUCAACAGUUGCAAGAUCUAUGGAAUCAAGCUGAUGUAGAUGGAAAUGGUGUCAUCGACUUUGAAGAAUUCAAGCAAAAGAUUUGGAAUUCUACAUGUUCAGAGCAUGUAUUGGAAAAUCUCAAUGGAUGCAUGGAGAAUUCUAGUACCGAGCAAGAGCAAGAAGCCAUUGGUUUUAAGGUGAAGAAUGCGAUGUUGUUUCCGCGUGAAAUGGAGAAAGGACUUUGGCCUGAAGAUUACUCUCUCUCUGAUCAUGCAAGGUUAUCAGUUGUAUUUUCACCGGCAAAGAUGUCUCGCCCGAUGUUAUAA
Molecule: messenger RNA, 1491 nt
Organism: Lathyrus sativus (Indian pea)
Lineage: Eukaryota; Viridiplantae; Streptophyta; Magnoliopsida; Fabales; Fabaceae
Source: the annotation of a GenBank genome assembly